ACGACCCCUGGUCUCGAUUCAUUCAGUCUUUAAGAUGGCAGUCUCCGCCGUGGGUCGAGCAGUGGCGCUGCGAGUGCGUGCUGGUCAGCAUGUUGCUCUUAUCAGGAAAAUUCCUUGGACCGCGUCGACGAAUGAGCUGAGAGAACAUUUUGCUCAGUUUGGCCAUAUAAAAAAGUGUAAUAUACCUUUUGACAGAGAGACUGGCUUUCACAGAGGCGUGGGUUGGGUUCAGUUUUCCAAAGAGGAAGAACUUAAGAAUGCACUACAACAAGAAAAUCAUAUUAUUGAUGGAGUAAAGAUCCAUGUUCAAGCAAGGGGCUCAAACAUCUGAUGAAGAAAAAGACUUCUGAGAUGAUUAUUGUAUUAUCUAUUAAAUAAAUGUUACGAAGAUUUU
Phodopus roborovskii (desert hamster) is the source of this 394-nucleotide messenger RNA. RefSeq names its product SRA stem-loop interacting RNA binding protein (gene Slirp). Gene Ontology annotation, molecular function: mRNA binding. The transcript is spliced from 4 exons. The record is from RefSeq and is a predicted model, not a curated record. Bases 35 to 331 code for a protein of 98 amino acids. Lineage: Eukaryota; Metazoa; Chordata; Mammalia; Rodentia; Cricetidae.